Messenger RNA from Micromonas commoda, 1705 nucleotides. It is a transcript of the gene OLM6, whose product is annotated as IFT52 intraflagellar transport protein-like protein. Bases 1 to 1383 code for a protein of 460 amino acids. Lineage: Eukaryota; Viridiplantae; Chlorophyta; Mamiellophyceae; Mamiellales; Mamiellaceae. The transcript has 2 exons. The record is from RefSeq and is a predicted model, not a curated record. Gene Ontology annotation, cellular component: centriole; intraciliary transport particle B; cilium. Gene Ontology annotation, biological process: intraciliary transport; cilium assembly.
AUGUCUACUGCCGACUCAAAGGGAAAAAGCGGUUUUCCGUGCAUCGCUUUCAGUAUUUGUAAGAAAGAAAGAUAUCACCCAAACUCGACGCCCGACGGCUUCAAACAGUGGUGUCGUCAUCUGAAGGCUUCAUUUCGACUUGAUAUUCUCACUGAUGCUUUGAGCCUAGAAAGCUUGAAGGGGGUGGAUGUUUUAGUGUUUGGCACUCCACGUGAUGAGUUUUCGAACUCUGAGUUGGAUAUUCUGAGAAGUUUCUCCAAAGGCGGAGGUGGCAUCAUGUUCAUGCUUGACGAAGGCGGUGAAUGCAUGUCGAAGACAAAUGUAAAUUGCUUCACAGAAAACUACGGAAUAUCUGUAAAUGAUGACUGUGUUGUGUGCACCUCGAUGCAAACCUGCGACCAUCCUAGAGCACCAUCGGUAUCAUACAGGAUGUCAAACUAUCACAAAUCCGAAUCAUUAUUAGACAGGGGUGUAGUCCCACAACUUAGGGAAGACGGAACGCAACGAAACAGCCACGCGCGGACACUUUCAUCGGAAAACGUUGAACGACUAUCAGUCGCCUUGCCUUCUUGUACGACCCUCAGGGUGCAGAAGCCUGCUACGAUUGUUCUGUCAACGGGGAGGCUAGCAUACCCUGUUCAACAUGCAGUCGGCGCAGUUUCGAAAGGAUCAGUAAAAUGGGGUGAGUGUGGGCGGAUCGCAGUAUUAGGCUCUGGGAAAAUGGCAGUCGAUCAGUGGUAUGAUCGGGCAGACAAUUGCAAGAUACUGGACUUGCUUCUACAUUGGCUUGUACCACAGUUUUUGCCGAAAGCACGCAACUUACCCACGGAAGACCUCGACAUCAUCGACCAUAACUAUAUAUCGGAUAUGCAAGCACUUGCAAAUCGCCCAAGGAGCUGUCUGCACGAGACAGAUGAUUCUCCAAAAGAUUUCGCAAGUUUAUUCGGUUCAAAGAGAAUACAUUUGUUUCAAAGUAUUACCGCUCCAGAGACGGCGCUAUUGCGUGAUAAAAUAAGCAUGAAAGUCGCUAGACUUUCCCUGAUUGCUCCAAGCUAUGCUGAAUUGUUGAUGCCGAUGCAGUUUGCCGCAUUCCCGGCAGCAACCCGAGAACAUCCGCCCCCAUGUCUUGAACUUCUAGACCUUGAGGAAGAGUUCACCUCAGAGUUUAAACGACUCAACGUGCUCAGCAUACGAGGUCGGCCGACCCUUGAUGAUGAACAUAUUGGAACCUUUGUUCAUGAUGUUGCACGAGUGUGCGGCCUUCACAUAGAUUCCAUGAGAAUCUCGCAAAUCCACGAUUCAACUCCAACGGCUAUACUCAAAAACAUUUUCACACAUUUAAUGCACUUGAAAAGCUCGCCGAUAAGACCCGUACGAAGCUAGAUGAAAAUCAUGAGGAGUGAGAAGUUUGUUCAUGUCGAAACCAAGACUAGAUAAGCUAGCUAGCUCACAUCAAACGAUCAGAGUCCAAAACCAACGCCAACUUUCAGCACUGUCAAGAUAUCAGGAUUUCCGCCUCGCAAAGAUCAGAAAGGUUUUAGAUUUGACGCAAAUCAAGGUCAAGAUGAUCAUCAUCCGCAGAACUGACCAAUCUCGGCAAGAUUCUUACAUCACUCAACUCGAACCCACCGUCGGCUCCUCGGUUUGUUCCGUGAAAGCAAUCAAGCUGCGAGAGUCAUUAAUAUCAACAAGUUCGGUCCAUAUC